Meleagris gallopavo (turkey) is the source of this 897-nucleotide messenger RNA. Lineage: Eukaryota; Metazoa; Chordata; Aves; Galliformes; Phasianidae. The record is from RefSeq and is a predicted model, not a curated record.
GAGGUGAAAAAACACCAGUGCCCUGAUGCCAAGAAGUCCUACCAGUACUGCAAGUGCAAGGGCUCUACACUGGAGAACAAAACUGAUUGUUUUAUACUUGGCUUUGAAUAAUGCCAUCACCAGAGUUGUUCCACAAAAUCUUGGGACUGACACUUCUCCUGCUCCCCUGCUACGCUCAAGGAAAACCAGGACAAUUUUUUCCAGUGCCCGGUUUCAGAGCAGAAAAAGGGUUAUCUCAACCUUAUUUACCAGGUUUCCCAUCAGUUACUGGUAAUGAAAUGGAAGAUACUGUCCUUCAGUUAAAAGAUCGGAUUUUAAAACUCGAAGGAGUCCUUCGCUUACAAGGGAAGAUAACAACAUCUGGACAAAAAAUAUUUGCUACCAAUGGGAAAACAGCUGAUUUCUAUGCUACUGUGAAAAUGUGCCAGGAGGCUGGUGGGUGUAUUGCAUCUCCAAGGAAUGCAGAUGAGAACGCUGCCAUUCUGCACUUUGUGAAGCAGUUUAAUAGGUACGCCUACCUGGGGAUAAAGGAAUCUCUAAUCCCAGGCAAAUUCCAAUUCCUGAAUGGUGCUGACCUGAGCUAUACCAACUGGUAUUUACACGAGCCUUCUGGCAAAGGCGAAGAGGAGUGUGUGGAGAUGUACACUGACGGCACUUGGAAUGACAAAAAGUGCAAUCAGAACCGCCUUGUUGUCUGCCAGUUUUAGUGCUUUUUCCUGUCUGGCAGGGUAUGUGGAAUAGUCUUUUAUUUCCCUUGUUCCUUCAUUUGUAGCUAGUGAACUCAACAUAGCGUGUAAAAAUAUAAGUCACUCAUUUCAGUCUGAUUUGGUUUUUGAAUAAAUACCAACCAUAGGAUUAUAAGCCAUUACUUAAAAUGAGAGCAGUGACUGUUUUGUC